AUGCGAGGCGACGAUCAGCUGUCGCAUUGGUUGGUGGAAGUCGUGAGACCCGGAGGAGCGUCCGCUUCGAGCGGCAAGAGCGGGCGCGGGGGAGCGAGAGGCGGUAUUAGGGAUGGCGCGGGCGAGGCGGCGGGACUCGCGGUGGCAGUAGAGGAGGCGAAGAACGAGCGGUCGGGUCGCGUUCUCCUCAUUCUCGUGCACGUGGUCGCGGGCUGCGACACGCGAGGUCCCUCGUCCCACGGCGCGGAGUCACCGAGGGUGGCAGCAGGGCAGGCGCAAGAGCAGGCGGCGGUGGAGGCGGAGGCGGAGGCGGAGACGGAGGAGGCGCUCAAGUGGGCGUUGCUCAAGCCGCUGCAAGUCGCCGUGCAGCAGCACCAGUUCCUCGCGCACGCCGCGGUCAAUCGCAUCGCCGCUGUUCCCGCUCCGCUGAUGCGCUCUCACCCCUUCUCACUUUCGCCUCAACAUCUCCCAUCCCCUUCUGUUCCCCCUCUUAUCCCGUUUCCCUCCCCUCCCCCUCCCGUUCCCCCUUCCCCCCUCCCCCCCCCCGUGUUUCGCGCACCCGUUGCGCUCUCGUCCUGGGUGCGGCGCGUAUCGGUGGCGACGCGGCAGCUGAGGGCGGUGAUGCACGUGGAGGCCAGUCUCUCCAGGGAGCGCGGCCUCGCUGACGUGGCGCAUCGCUUCCAUGCGACGCGGCUUUACAUCGGCCUGGUCAAGAGGUCGGUGCUCUGGUCGCGCCUCUCCGCGCUUUCCCUCGCGCCCCACUCCGCGCACCACCAAUCUCGCCCCACGCUCCUCUCCGCCCUCCCCCCCGCCUGCCUGCUCAUCGAAGCGCGGGGCACCCGCCGCCUCUCCACGCACUCUCACCCCCUGUCCGCCUCCGCCACCCCACCUGCCCUCCCCGAGUCGCUCUCGCUGCGCCAAGGCGGCCGCUCCGCGCGCUCCUUGCGAACCGCGGGGUCGUUUCUGGACGGCGCGCGGCGCAUGGUGGGGCGGCGGUCGGACGCUGAGGAGGGGGGGCGAGGGGGGGAGUACGGGGGAAAGAAGAGAAAGGCGAAGAGCGGGGUUUUGGAAGCGCGGGGUACAGUGGGGUGGGAGGGGGAAGAAGAGGGGGAGGGGGAGGGGCAAGUGCGAGCGCGGCAGGGGCAAUCGCUGGGGAAGGCGUGGAGCGGGGCGUGGUCGGGGGCGUGGCAGCAGGGCAGGGGGGCGGCGAGCGGGACAUUGGAGGCGCAGCAGGGGGGCAUGGGGGCAGCGCGCGGUGGUAGUGUGACGUCAUCAUCACGGGUAGCAGUAGUGCGAAGCUUGUCCGUGGGGGAGGGCGCGGACGAUGCGCAUUGUGCGCCGCACCAUGGGCGCACUGCCGCACUCACGCAUGCUCACUCUCAUGCUGAUGGGGGUAACGGCGGUGGUGCUGUUGCUGCUGCAGCUGCUGCGGGUGGUGGUAGCAGGCAGAGGGAGCGAGGUAGCACACCACAGCAGCAGCAGCAGCAGCACCAGCAUGCACACCCCUCAUGGCUCCAGGAACGGCGCGGCAGCGGCUCCUUCAUGCCUACGUGGAGCUUUGGCCGCAGGACACGUGGCAGCGGCCCGUUGGUUGCUGUUGAGAGAGGCGAAGGCGAGCGCAUGGGUCCUGAGAACAGGCCUCGGUCAGGAGUGGUGAGGGCAGUGGGGGUAGACGGAGGGGAGAGCGCAGGGGAGUGGGAGAGGGAGUGCGAGAGUGAGCGUGAGGGUGAGGGUGAGAGGGAUCGGAAAGUGGAGGGGAGGGUUGGGAGUGGGAGUGGGAAGGGUGCAAGGCGGUACAGCCGGCGGUGGAGGCAGGGGCGGCUCAUGACCCAGUCAGGGCCCCUGGGCCCGCACUCCCCCUCCCUCGCCUCCCCCUGCGCGCCCGCCUCUGCACCGGCACCGCCCGCUCUCGCUGCUGCUCCCCCUCACGGCAGCAUGGCAGCAGCAGCAGCAGCGCAGCCAGGCGGGCCCGCGGACGCCGCCGCGGCGCGUGCAGAGGAGGGCGCGUGCAGUGGUGGCGGGCGGGAGCGGUUUCACAGGUCCGAGAGCAUUACGGAGGGCGGAGAGGGGGAGGAGGGAGAGGCGACAGAGGGGGCCAGAGGCACGGAGGAGUGUGUAUCCGUCAAGGGGGAGGCGGCGAGGCAGCAGGUGGAGGAGCGGGCAUGCGGCAAGGCGGGCAAUGGGUUGCGCAGGGAGGUGCAGUCGCGCCUGCUGCAUGCAGACGUGCACUCCGCUGCGCCCACCCCGCCCCCCUGGCCCAUGGGCCUCUUCCGCUCCUCCUCCGUGCCCGGCCCCUCGUCCGUCACCCGCGCCUCCCCAUCGCCCCUCGCCUCGUCCUCCCCCUUCUCCUCGUCGUCGUCCUCUGCGCGUCGCCCCCCCACGCUGCUGUUCGCCAGAGCGUCGUCUGUGCCUGGCUCCACUCGCCGCGUCUCCUCCCGCCGCCACGCGCGUGCCACGGGUGGGCACGGUGGACAGGGCGGCAGGCGGCGGCACAGCGAGGGGAGGAGCAGGCGUGGCGCUGGCAGCUCCGGAGCAGGGCACGGGGUGGUAUUGGCAGCUGGGGAGAGGGGCGCAGGGGGGGCGGACGCAGGGAGACGAGAAGAGGAGGAGGCGGGCAUGGAAGGCGAGGGAGUGAGCGAGGGUCCGGAUCACGCUGCGUCUGCGGCCUUCCCCCACUCGCUGUCCUCCUCCUCCUCGUCGUCCUCAUCCGCGCGCCUGCUCUCUCUCUUCCGCGCCAGCUGCACCCUCUCCGCCACUCCCACCUCCCCCGCCUCGCCGGCCGACACCGCAUCCCCCGCCAUGCCGCCCAGGAGCGACGGGCGGGGCGGCAGGGGCGGCAGGGCGUACGAGGUGGUGCCGGUGGAUUGGCUGCAGGAGGUGGAGGCGCGGAGGGCGCGCAUGAGCGGGGCAAGUGGGGGAGGCUGUGAGAGGGAUGCGGGGGAGGGUGGUGGGCGCGGCAGCCUGGACAGCCAGGUGCGGAGGGCAGUGGGCGCUGUCACGGGUGCGCAUGGCUCACGCAGUGCCCGAUCCAGUGGGGCCGGUGACGCCACCCACCCUGCUACCAGGCCCACAGGGCCUUCUCGCAAGUCUGCGUGCGAGCCGCUGUGCACCACCGCAUGUGCACCCGCCUACUGCGAUCAGAUCAGCCCUCUAUGCGUCUCCACUGCCUCUCUCACGCCCACCACUCCCGCCACUGCCACCACCGCCACUGCGCCCAUCUCGGUGCCCUCCACCGACUCUGCACCUUCCAGUGCUUGCUCUUUCUCCCCCCACACCCCUCCUGCCGUUGCCCCUGCCGUGUGUCCUUUUCCCAACCAUGCUGCCGCCACAUGGAGCUGCUCCCACGCGCCUCACCCAGAGCCCCACCCCGCUACGCCGUGUGACCAUGCGUGCUCUGCACUGCAGCAUGGGCAGCCCUCUUCAGCGGUGCACGAGGGGGGCGCAACAGAGGCGCCCAUUGCAGCGGUACCCGUGGGCGUGCAGCACCACGUGCAUCCACCGCACCUCACCAUCCUCACACCGCACAGCGCCUGCAGCGCCACCACCACACCCACCCCCUCUCACACCACCCCCGCGCCGCCCGCCACCACCACGCCUGCCAGCAUGCACCAGUGGCGGCGGCGGCGGCGGCGCGAGUGGCGGGGGCGGGACGACAGCGACAGCGUGCGGCGCAUGAACGCGUCCCUGGCGUACCUGUCGGUGCAGCACAGCCACCUGGUGCACCUGGGCGCCGCUGAUGACGACGACGACGGGCUGGACGUGGAUGAGAUGGUCGUGGGCGCUCGCCUGGAUGCUGCGGGCGAGGGCGCCCUGCUCAUGGGCGCACACAUGGCCGCUGCUGUGGAUGGCAUGGCGUGGCACGGCCACUGGGGGGACGUGGAUGAAGUGGAGAGGGGGGAGUUUGGUGGGGAGUGCAGUGAGGGAUGGCAGGAGGAGGAGAUGGGGUGGGUGGAGUGCAGCUAUUCCGGGCCUCUCACUCAUGCUGCCCUUGCUGCUGCUGGGGUGAUCACGAGCACAGCAGCAGCGUCGCCAUCAGGCGCCCCCUCCUCAUUCCACAGCAUUCCCAACAGGGCAGCACCACCCCCAUCCGUCUCCUCCCAUGCCAGCACCCCUGCAGCAAUGAGCCCAGCCUGCCUCUCCCCUCGCGCGCACCCCUCUGCCCACAGCCCCUGCCGCAGCAGCCCCCACGGCUCCCCUUCUGCCACCGUGCCGCGAGUGCCCUGCUCCCUCUCCCACGGCCCGUGCGACAGCAGUGCAGGCAGCGGGGCGGGGGAGGGGCGGCGGCGGUCCAUGCUGGGAAUGAGCCGCAGCAUGGGCGUGGCCACGCUCGCACACGCCCUCUCCUCCCUCACCCACGCCGCUGCUGUGUCCUCGGGGUCUGUCUCAGGCUCCCCUGCUGCCGCCCGGCCUGCCUCACGCCUAAUGCUGUCGUCAGGGCCCACACCCGACGCACAGCACACCUACAGUAACGGCAGCACGUCGCUGGGUAGUGGCACAGGCACAGGCACGGGCAGGGGCAGGGGCGUGGGAGCAGAGGUGGAGGACGUGGAGGGCGAUAUGGAGGGCGACAUGGGGCUGGACAUUGACAUUCUUCUCUCCGACCUGCGCUCCCGCCAGCUGCGCUCCGCCUCGGGGCCCCUGGCGCCUCGCAUGUCGGGCCCCCUGCGCUCCGUCACCCAUCCUGCCGCUGGUAUGGCUGUUGCAGCUGCUGCGGCCGUGGCAAGUGUGGGGGAGAGAGGUGGGGAGGACAGGAGUGCACAGCUGUGUGAUGUGGGGGUGGAUGCAUGGCGGGGUGCAGCCGAGGCAGACUCAGGAGACCACUCCCUAGCUGCAUGUUCAUAA
Messenger RNA from Closterium sp. Naga37s-1, 4842 nucleotides. Lineage: Eukaryota; Viridiplantae; Streptophyta; Zygnematophyceae; Desmidiales; Closteriaceae. The record is from the annotation of a GenBank genome assembly.